GCGAAAUCGUUCUGUGAUACUCUCACACCUGCAUAAUGUUUUCAAACAGUAGACCUAGUUGUAGCAUAGUCAUUUAUCUGAUAAUUGUUUGUUUAAUUUGAACAUCUUGACAGGCCAUAUUUCAAGAAAAAAUGUUGAUUUGUGCACCACAAAUGAUGCACCUUAUGGAAUCGACUCCAAGGAAGGAGACGAUGCGUGUGGUUGUCCACGUACACGAUGAAGAAAAAGAAAAUGACAAAGCAGUUCAGGUGGCUCUGCUUCCCCUUCUGUGUGCCCACUUCAAAGACGACGAAAAGUGCCUUUUCCAAGUCUUUGAGGAGGGCACCAGUCUUGUGGGGGAGCUUGGCCACCUACCGUCAACCCCUACCAUCGUCGUACUAGGAAGCAUCUUCAAGCAGCAAUGCUAUGUAGCAGUCGAGCAGCAGCUUCUUUUCACCGAGAAUGUGGAUUUUGUUGAAGCAACAUGCCUGCUAUUUUUAGCAUAUUAUGUUUUUAACAUGUCCUAUGCGGAUGGUGCAGCAAAAACCCUGGAGUUCUUGCAAAGGCAGAUAUUUGACAUCAAUCCAUCCAAGGGCAGCAGAUGCCAAGGUGCAAAGAAGUCUCGCACGAAUGUGGACACGAAGGUUUUGAGACUCGCGCAGAAGCUGCGAAUGAUUCAGUGA
Messenger RNA from Dermacentor silvarum, 662 nucleotides. RefSeq lists its product as uncharacterized. NCBI's taxonomy places the organism in Eukaryota, Metazoa, Arthropoda, Arachnida, Ixodida, Ixodidae. The record is from RefSeq and is a predicted model, not a curated record. Bases 132 to 662 code for a protein of 176 amino acids. The transcript is spliced from 4 exons.